AUGGCUGUCGCUGCAGCUUCCCGGCCUGUCCCCCAUGGGCAACGCUCGCCAACCCUCAGCGAUGCGGGCAUGAUCCUGCCCGCUUUUGAACCCGACUUCGAACGUACUACUUCGCCCGUCUUGUUUAUGGAGCGCCCCCCUUCGCCGUCGGAUUUGUAUAAGCAUGCGAACUCGAGUCAAGUCAGAUUAAGUUCAGCACCCCAGGGCCGGCGCCACGCCUCACAAAAAACAAAGUCGCCGUCGCUCUCCGCACAGUCCUCGCGCUCCACGCUGCGCAACAUGAACGAUUCAGAGGCGUCUACUAAGAGCAUGUCUAUCCGCCACGAGACGCUGACCUUGUCGCCCACCCACAAUGCUGCAAAUAGUCACUCUCCCAACCAGUGGCAAGGCCAGGACCAGCGCAAACUUAGUCCUACCACCAGCUCCGUCUUCAGUGAAGACUUUGAGCACUGGCCUGGAUUUGAUAGCCACGAAACCUUUGAGGAUAGCGGCGUAGACCUCGAAGAUCAGGAAAGGGGUGAGCGUUCUACAGCUGACGCCGACUCUGGUGAAAGCAUGCGACACGAACGCUGGGCCGAGGACCGCAAUAGUGGCAGUGAUGAGGAUGACGACCCGUACUCAUCAGCAGCACUCAGCAGGAGGGCAGAGAUUAUUUUGGCCAAUGCCAAGAAGAGGCUGAAUGUCAUGGAAGGAAAUCUACGUGGUGCGCGAGAGUCGCUGGUUGUUUCACCCACCUUCAGCUCCAAAAGCGUGACUUCUGACCUGACACAACAUAUGGCCGCCAGCCGAGAACGCGACAGACGACUGUACGCCGGAAUGGGGCCGAUACCUCCACGCAUCCACUCUUAUCGGCAAUCACUACUUUUGCCCAACGGCAACAACGGCCAUUCACGAGGGUUGAGCGAGACGUCAGUACCGCUUCCCUUCACACCUUCGUAUUCGUACAUGACAAGGACUCUAUCAAACAAGCGAGCAUCGAGCGCAAUUGGCCAUACUAGCGGUCCAUGGUCACCGGAAGGAUAUGGCCAAGGCCGAUUUCCUAUCAAGGAGUCUCGAAGCGUUGAGCACCUACGCAACCCCCGAUCUACAUGGAACAACACAGAACGAGAACAUGCGGCGAGGUCCGCUUCAAGGAGCUCGAGAUCUCCGCCUGGUCUGGAGACGCUACCAGAAGACGAGGACGCAUCCAGAGUACCCCGAUCAGCCUCUUCAGCUAGUAGUCUCCGUGACCAGAUGAACGACCUCAAAGGCAGAAUUUCCAGUUUGAAGCUGAAGGCGCAAGAGGAUCAUCUCCGACGCCGAAGCAUCCAAAGCCUACGCGCGCCUAGCCCAUUCACCGCUGCUGAUCAAUGGUAUUCGGGAUCACCCGCUAGCCAGGCCACUAGUCCUACCACUGCUAACGCAGGGUUGGGCAUCACGACUGAUCAACCGAACCGAAGCCUACUAUACCCAACCGAACCAGACCGACCCCUGACUGCCACGACCACGCUCUCCCAGGAGCACGGCGAAAAGCUUGUGGCUGGCUUUCAAGAUCAAAACGACGAGAUUGAUGGACACGUAGCGUCUUACGAGAGGAGUAAAGCGUACCAGGACAAAUCUGAAGAAGUUGAGGAAGAUGAUACGGGUGAUGCGGGUGACGCCGAUUUUGUCUCUGUGUACGGCGAUGAGACGGUCUACGAGGACGCGGUAUACGAAAUGCCUGUGACAGAACGGCAUGAAGAUCGAGUAGAUGCUUUCGACUAUGAGACAUUUUUUCUGCACAGUGCCAUGGGGACUUACAGCGUAGAGGACCGCCGAUCUAGCACUAGUUCUGGUACCUCGACUGCUACCACGCGACCGGUAACAGCUAUGCAGACUACGGGCGAGCUAAGCAAAUCUGAAAAGAGGCUGUCGUUCCAUUCACGGACCACGAGCGCGGAUUCAGUCUCAACUGUAGCUACGUUUGCUACUGCAGCAGAAGAGCAAGAUGACGACGAGGAGAACGAGCAUAUGGAUCAGUUCUCGCAAGAAAUUCUGUUUAAUCAGAACCGCUCGCUGUCUCGCUCGGGCACGCAGAACGGCCUCUUGUCUCUCCGGUCCGACUCUGCGAUCAACAUGAGACGCGGUAACGGUUUAUCACCCACUCACACGUCAACAUCUCGCGGCUCGUCCUCGCCCGGAGAGCUUGCUAGCGGUCUUCAGACUUCGAGAAUCUUUAGCAUCCUGACCGAGGGUUCCAGAGACGAAGCCCGCCUAGCACUCAGCGAGGAAGAAACACAACUCAUCUACAGCCUCGCUGCGAGUGUGCAACAAGUGUGCUCCAACCUGCAAAGCGCGUACGGCGAGGCAUAUGAGCGCAAAACCCUGCGACGACGACUUGACGAAGCACGCAAGAUCCUCAACGGUGAGGACAUAUAAAACAACCAGCUCCUGUUACACUUUCUCGAAAUCCUUUCUUCCACGCCGCAAAAACAUACGGUAAUGUCUAUUUCGACUCAGCAAUUUAGCGUAUCUCGUCCACACUGCAUGGACUUUGGCCGAUAUCAUGUGUAAUUUUGCAGACCCCGACGUGGAAUUUUUCUGUUUUCUUUUCGUUGUUUACCUUUUCGACAUUCUACUUGGGCAAGCUUCUUUUAUACUUCGCUUGGAGGUCACGACUAAGGAUAAUUUCUUUUGAUGUAUUUGAUACCCGGGGAAGGAAUGGCGGGGGUCACGCCCUCUGUUAAAUGUGGACACGUGUUCGCCGUAUUGGCUGCAAGUACCUUCUAGCUCUACCGUAAAUAUCCAGCAUGGCUGUCAUGUGAGUGUGCAUAUGCAGGCAAUUGGGCCAAAACA
This is a messenger RNA of Pyrenophora tritici-repentis Pt-1C-BFP, 2814 nucleotides long. RefSeq lists its product as uncharacterized. The record is from RefSeq and is a predicted model, not a curated record. NCBI's taxonomy places the organism in Eukaryota, Fungi, Ascomycota, Dothideomycetes, Pleosporales, Pleosporaceae.